UUAUGGGCCUGUUUACACUCACACCGGAUUCAUGGUUGUGAGCGAAUAUCAACAUGAAGACGGCACUUUUCCUCUGUAUUUUUAUCUUUCUCAAGGUGCAAGCAUUUCCCAGACACUUAGGUGAAGAGGUCGAUGCAGGAGAACUAAGGGAUGACAUACUUGACAUCAAUAAAGGCUUACUCCAUUUGAAAGAGGGCGAUAUUGCUGGUGAUCACCGCAGGAAUGCACUUGUGAAUGAAACCAUGAGAUGGAAAUUCCCCAUUCCCUACAUUCUGACAGACUCUUUAGACUUGAAUGCCAAAGGUGUGAUCCUGCAGGCCUUUGAGGAGUACAGGCUGCGCUCGUGUGUGGACUUCAAACCAUACGAAGGAGAGAGCACCUACAUCUCCUUCACCAAACUAGACGGGUGCUGGUCAUUCGUGGGGGAUUAUAAAACGGGUCAGAACGUGUCGAUCGGGGCACGCUGCGACACAAAAGCCAUUGUGGAACAUGAACUUCUCCACGCUCUGGGCUUCUACCAUGAGCAGUCACGCUCCGACAGAGACGACUAUGUCAAGAUCUGGUGGGACCAAAUAGAAGACGGAAUGGAGCAUAACUUUAACAAAUACGAAGAUGACUACAUCACGGAUUUGAACACAGCGUAUGAUUACGAGUCCAUAAUGCACUACAGGCCCCUGUCGUUUAACAUAAACGAGUCCAUCCCCACCAUCACCACCACCAUCCCCGAGUUCAACAACGUCAUCGGCCAGCGCCUUGACUUCAGCGCCAUCGAUAUCACCAGACUCAACCGCAUGUACGACUGUGCAAACUCUCACACUCUGCUGGACCAGUGCUCCUUUGAACAGAUAAACAUCUGUGGAAUGAUCCAGAAUGAGGCCGACAGCAGUGACUGGGUCCAGACCCUGAGCACCCCCGCAGACCCGGACUACACCCUGGGCGGCCGCUGCAGAGAUUCUGGUUACUAUAUGAAGUUUGACAAGUCCUCGGGAGCAGCUGGGAACAGUGCUCUGCUAGAGUCUCGGAUCCUCUAUCCCAAACGCUCAGAGCAGUGCCUGCAGUUCUUCUACAGGAUGACAGGGGGCGCCGGAGACUCACUGGUGGUGUGGGUGCGCACGGACGAUGGAACAGGCAAUGUCACCAGCCUCAAGAAGGUCCACACCUUCUCAGAUGCUGACAGUAACUGGACGAUAGCUCAUGUCCCUCUCAAAGUAAAACAGAAGUUCCGUUACAUCUUCCAAGGAGUCCGCGGGACCGAAAUUUCAACGGGUGCCAUUUUUAUCGACGACAUCACGCUCACUGAGACUGUCUGUCCGAGCAUUGUUUGGCAGAUCAGGAACUUUAAAAGUCAAAUAGACAGCUCUCCUGUUAGGACCAUUAUGAAGAGCCCCUGCUUCUACAGUCCAGAGGGAUAUCGUUUUGGUGUCUCCGUGCAUCUUGAUAGACGAGACUAUGUGGGCGUAUUCAUUCACCCUUGCAGUGGGGAGAAUGAUGCAGUGUUGGAGUGGCCGGCUAAAAACAGACAAGUGACAGUGGUUGCCAUGGACCAAGAUCCAGAUGUGAGACUGAGAAUGUCAUCCACACGAAGUUUCACUACAACAGACUCCUGGAACCGUCCCUCUGCCUCCUCGGGGGCCACAUGGGACCCCACCUGUGACUGUUUCCGUGGAAAUGACUUUGGCUGGGCAACGUUCAUAUCCCACCAACAUCUGCUCCGUCGCAGCUUCCUCAAGAACAAUGACCUCAUCCUCACAGCCGACUUCAACGACUUGACUCACCUGAUAAAGACAGAGGUACCAGUCAAACCUGCUGUGUCCAGUGAGGGCGUCCCCAAGGAGGACCCAGUCCGAUUGGGUGGUCCAAAGCCCAGAGAGGCCCGAGCUGUCACUGCCUGUCACCCAGAGCUGUGUCUGAACGGAGGGGUUUGUGUGGAGAUUGAGGACAUUGCCUCCUGCAGGUGUGCUUCAACUCAGAGCACCUUCUACACGGGGGACAGAUGUGAGCGGCUGAACAUUCACAGGGGCAUUCUGGGAGCUCUGAUUGGAGGAGCAGUUGGGACUAUCAUCCUGACUGCCGCCAUCUUUACUGUUGUGCGGAGAACUUAAUGUUAAAGCCGCCUUCAGUCAACCAGAUGUGAGGUUCAAAUGCACAAAGUAAAAACAAGCUGUCCAAUGAGCACAUAGCCAUUAGAAUUACUACUUACAUAAAUAAAUUA
Molecule: messenger RNA, 2212 nt
Organism: Periophthalmus magnuspinnatus
Lineage: Eukaryota; Metazoa; Chordata; Actinopteri; Gobiiformes; Gobiidae
Gene: mep1a.2
Product: meprin A, alpha (PABA peptide hydrolase), tandem duplicate 2
Exons: 14
Coding region: 54-2102 (682 amino acids)
Biological process (GO): proteolysis
Cellular component (GO): membrane
Molecular function (GO): zinc ion binding; protein binding; metalloendopeptidase activity
Source: RefSeq, a predicted model, not a curated record